Molecule: messenger RNA, 1271 nt
Organism: Rhodamnia argentea
Lineage: Eukaryota; Viridiplantae; Streptophyta; Magnoliopsida; Myrtales; Myrtaceae
Product: vesicle-associated protein 1-3-like
Exons: 10
Coding region: 314-1225 (303 amino acids)
Biological process (GO): endoplasmic reticulum membrane organization
Cellular component (GO): plasma membrane; endoplasmic reticulum membrane
Source: RefSeq, a predicted model, not a curated record
UUACCGGCCGUCGCUCUUAUCUCUGUCACCGGCCGCUCCGUAGCCGUGCGAUUCAGCCAAAUCUAGACGCGUUGACCAAUGAAGUCUUCUCUCGUCAACCAAUCCACCGUCCGCCAGUCUUCGGCGUAUUUCGCUUCAUGACUUUGUCCAUGGUUGCCGCUUCUAUUUCCGUUGUCAGCAGCCGAACUUGAAUUGAAAUGCGAUGUCCGUUCAGAGAACCCUCAUUCUCAAUUCCUGAGGAGAAAAAGGGGUUCUUUCUUAGAAGUCGUCUCGUUGUUAUUGAAGCUUCAAAGACAGAGUUUUGCUGAAAACGAUGGUCAUUGGGAAUCUCCUUGACAUUCAUCCCACAGAACUGAAAUUCACAUUUGAAUUGAGGAGGCAAUCUUCGUGUUCUAUGCAACUCAGCAACAAGACGGACGAAUGCGUAGCUUUCAAGGUGAAAACGACCAAUCCGAAGAAGUACUGUGUUCGUCCGAACUCCGGUGUUGUCCCACCUGGGGUGACAUGCAAUUUCACUGUCACGAUGCAGGCCCCAAAAGAGGCACCUCCUGAUAUGCAAUGCAGGGACAAAUUCCUUAUUCAGAGUAUUGUUGCCCCAUAUGGUGCAACUAUGAAAGAGAUAACACCAGAAAUGUUUGACAAGGAGUAUGGGAAGACUUUGGAGGAGUUCAAAUUGCGGGUUGUCUAUAUUCCUGCAAAUCCUCCCUCUCCUAUCCCUGAAGAAUCUGAAGAAGGAUCUUCUCCAACAGCAUCUCCUCUUGAGGAUGGAAACAAGAGCACCUCAUUAUUUGAUGUAACAAGAUCUUUGGAAACAUCUAAGAAGUCUUUAGAGCAGACAUGGUCUAUUAUUUCAAAGCUGACCGAGGAGAAAGCUUUAGCGUUGCAACAGAGGCAGAAGUUAUCUCAGGAACUGGAUUUGCUGAGAAAAGAAGUUAGGGGGAAUCGUGUGAACAGCUGCUUCUUAUUGCUCUCCGCAUUGGCUUCAUUCUUCGAGAGCUUGCUUGACCUUCACAGUUUUUACAGCUUAGCAUGUACAUUUGUAGAAUCUUCAGGGAUCAAGAUUUGGGAACAUGAAAUGGUCGACAUAGAAACGGACUUCUUUGGAUCGCUUCCCCUUGGUUCUCCUAAAUCUUUCGAGUCUUUGCGCAUGAAUUCUUUUCCCCUAACUUAUGAGGAUAUCGCAUCGUGCCAUGUUGAACCGAAUCUGCCAAAGAGCAGAUGUUGACAGAUGAUAUUACUUUCAAUACGAAGGUGACCUAAGUUGUGAACAA